Exaiptasia diaphana is the source of this 1430-nucleotide messenger RNA. RefSeq names its product probable hydrolase PNKD. The record is from RefSeq and is a predicted model, not a curated record. Gene Ontology annotation, molecular function: hydroxyacylglutathione hydrolase activity. Bases 60 to 1070 code for a protein of 336 amino acids. Lineage: Eukaryota; Metazoa; Cnidaria; Anthozoa; Actiniaria; Aiptasiidae. The transcript is spliced from 11 exons. Gene Ontology annotation, cellular component: mitochondrion.
GGGGUCUUCCUAAAUCAAAAUGGCGCCCUAAAAACAAACAUGUAGUACUUGUUUGUGAAAUGUUUGUUGUCGUAGCGGUAGUGAUCACCGCUUUUAUAGGAUAUCGCUUGAGUAGAUAUGUCUCUAUGAAUUCCCUAUUCUUCCGUAUCGCAUAUACUCUGUAUGCUAAGACUCAACUUGGAUAUUAUUACCAUUUACAUCAACUAGAAAAAUACAAAAGUACUCAUGACCAGCCACACUCUAUUGUUGCUUCCUGGUCUUAUGGAGGUGUAAAAGUGUUACCCAUUCCUAUUGCCAGUGAUAACUACAGUUAUCUGAUUAUUGACAGUGAAGAAAACCAAGCUGUGGUUGUUGAUCCUUCUGACCCUAAUGCAGUCAAGGAAAUCAUUGCCAGUGAACAAGUCCAACUGAAGGCCAUUUUGACCACACACAAACACUGGGAUCAUAGUGGUGGCAAUAGCGUUCUUCAAACUGAUUUUCCAGGAAUUCCCAUUUAUGGCAGUGCCAUUGAUGACGUACCAUGCCUGACACAUCCCGUCAAACCAAAUGAUAUCUUAAAGUUCGGGCGAUUGUCGUUCACAGCUGUAUUCACACCAGGGCAUACGAUAGGUCAUACUGUUUACAUCCUUUCCGGCGAGCCAUUUGGUGCACCUGAUUGCUUAUUCUCAGGUGAUUUGCUGUUUCUUGGCGGCUGUGGUCGCAUCUUCGAGGGAGAAGCUUCCGAAAUGUUGGAAUCGCUCAAUAGCGUCGCUGUUUUGAAGGACAGCACAUUAUUGUGGCCAGGACACGAAUAUGCGGCAAAGAACCUGUUGUUUGCGUUGACUAUAGAACCAGACAAUCCCUAUGUACGAAACAAGCUGGAUUGGGUCAUCGAUCGUAGAGCCAAUAAAAAUUCCACUUGCCCAUCUACGAUUGGCGAGGAAAAGCUGUAUAACCCAUUCCUCAGGACUCACGUCCAUGAUGUCAUGUCUGCUGUGGGAGUUGAUAUUCUACCCGACGAACAGAACGCUAAUCUACGAGCUGUAGCAGUUCUAGUAGCUCUCAGAGAACGAAAAGACAAUUUCAAAUAGAAAUGAGAGUAUAAAGUCAAACAGUACGUUUUUAUCUAUACAGUUUAUUUUUUAUUAAGAUUAUAUAUUUGUUUUUUAAGUUUUGGUGAAUAAGAAUGUAAUUUAUACGGACUAAAAGUCUAUAAAAUACAAGAAUGUGCUAAGCACAUAAUAAAGGUAACAUCUAAAACAUAUAUUAACAGCAUGGCGAUCUAURGUAAAUUGUAAUCUAAAUCCAUUUUUCUUUUUAGUUUGAUAUUUUAAAUUUAUUUAUGCAUGAUAAUAGAACAGUUUUAUUCACUUGUAAAUACUGCCAGUUUAUUUAAGCAGUUCGAACCGGUUUUGGUUUGAUUCGUAUUAAAGGUUUUUUUUGGACCCUAA